Perkinsus marinus ATCC 50983 is the source of this 186-nucleotide messenger RNA. RefSeq lists its product as hypothetical. The record is from RefSeq and is a predicted model, not a curated record. Lineage: Eukaryota; Perkinsozoa; Perkinsida; Perkinsidae. The transcript has a single exon. Gene Ontology annotation, biological process: nucleoside transmembrane transport. Gene Ontology annotation, molecular function: nucleoside transmembrane transporter activity. Gene Ontology annotation, cellular component: membrane. Bases 1 to 186 code for a protein of 61 amino acids.
AUGGCUCUCCUCGCCUUCACCAAUGGCACUUGUGUGACCAUGUCGAUGGUUGCUGGGCCUGGUCGAAUAUCUGGUGACAAAGCGGAACAAGAAGUUGCUGGUUACACAAUGUCGUUCGGUAUUGUGAGUGGUAUUCUCUUUGGAAGUGUUUUCGGACUUCUAACAAAUGUUGGUUUAGACCAGUAG